AUGCCUGACCUAGUGACGGCAGAAAUAAAGCUUAGAAAUGGAGAUUCUAACCUUCUGGAAUGCUUGAGCUCAGCCAAACACCUUUCCUUAUGCUUAACACCAUAUUUGAAUGAAUAUCUUACAAGCGAGUUUAAUCAUCUGGUGUCUCUCGAGAUAUGCAUUAUAUGCUUUCUAGAUUGGUUCUGUCCUAUACUCGAACUUUCCCCUAUAUUGCGAGUUCUCAAGUUGAGACAAAUACACUGUAGCUCUAAUAGAGAUCUCGAAAACCAGUGGGAGAAUCCGUGUUGCGUUCCUGAAUGUUUGAUUUCGAGUCUUGAAACUGUUGAGUGGGUUGGCUACCAAGGAAGACGAGUUGAGAGAGAAAUGGCGAUUUACAUUUUAGAGAAUGCAAACUGCCUAAAGACAAUGACGAUUACACCCUCGAUAUCCACCAGUUGGGAAGAGAAAACCAAGAUGUUGAUAGAGUUAACGUCCACGUCGAGGUGUUCUUUAAAACCAGGAUUUAGUUUUUCGUUUAUACCUGGGAGCAGCAUUUAG
Molecule: messenger RNA, 537 nt
Organism: Eutrema salsugineum
Lineage: Eukaryota; Viridiplantae; Streptophyta; Magnoliopsida; Brassicales; Brassicaceae
Product: putative FBD-associated F-box protein At5g56440
Exons: 3
Coding region: 1-537 (178 amino acids)
Source: RefSeq, a predicted model, not a curated record